AUGAACCAGAAAGCAAUAAAACGAAGUGUUUUGUCUGACUACCUUGAUCACCUACCUGUCAAAGAUUAUCAACCGUUGAGGUUUGACUCCCGAGACGAAGACAUUAUGUUUAUUAGAGACUUCACUAUGUCGGGCUUUGAAGCAAGCCCUGAGGAAGGCCCCGAACUAGGAUCACGAUGGACGCUCGUUUUUGACGGUGCUUCCAAUGCUCGAGGCCAUGGCAUAUGUGUUGUUAUCACUUCUCCAACCGGUUUCCAUCUUCCAUUUACCGCUAGAUUGUGUUUUGACUGCACCAACAAUAUGGCAGAAUAUAAAGCAUGUAUCUACAGUUUGGAGGCGACAAUCGACUUAAGGAUCAAGAUUCUUGAGGUAUACAGUGAUUCAACUCUGGUAAUCAGUCAGGUAAAAGGUGAUUGGGAGACUCGGGAUAGCAAGUUGAUACCUUACAAGGAGCAUAUCAGAAAACGGGUACCCUACUUUGAUGAAAUCUCUUUUCACCAUAUUUCUAGGGAAGAAAAUCAGUUAGCAGAUGCUCUAGCCACGUUGGCAUUUAUGUUCAAAGUUAAAUGGAAGAAUGAAGCACCAACUAUCCAUAUUGACCACUUAAAUGAACCAGCACAAUGUCUAGCAAUUGAGGUUGAUCCUGAUGAUAAGCCCUGGUUCUAUGACAUAAAGACAUUUCUGGAAAAAUGGUAG
Lathyrus oleraceus (garden pea) is the source of this 696-nucleotide messenger RNA. RefSeq lists its product as uncharacterized. The transcript has a single exon. Lineage: Eukaryota; Viridiplantae; Streptophyta; Magnoliopsida; Fabales; Fabaceae. The coding region runs from base 1 to 696 and encodes 231 amino acids. The record is from RefSeq and is a predicted model, not a curated record. Gene Ontology annotation, molecular function: nucleic acid binding; RNA-DNA hybrid ribonuclease activity.